AUGGCAGAGAACGGGGUCAUGGACAACGGGGAGACAGACGGAGAAACGCCGCUUCCCCUCCCGAGCCCAACCAAAAACCUGGCAGUGAAGUACACCAAGAUUUUUAUCAACAAUGAAUGGCAUGAGUCUGUGAGCAGAAAGACAUUUGCUACAUUCAACCCAGCAUCAGGGGAAAGAAUUUGUGAUGUGGAGGAGGGUGAUGAGGCUGAUGUGGAUAAAGCAGUAGAGGCUGCAAGAGUAGCAUUCCAGCAAGGCUCCCCGUGGAGAAAUCUGGACACAUCGGCCAGAGGAAGGCUCUUAUGUAAAUGGGCUGAGCUCAUUGAGCGGGACCGGCACAUUCUGGCUACGCUGGAAACUAUGGACACAGGCAAACCCUUUCUGCAAUCCUUUGCCGUUGACUUAGAGGGCUGUAUAAGAACGCUACGUUACUAUGCUGGCUGGGCAGAUAAAAUCCAUGGGAAAAGUAUACCAGUGGAUGGAGAUUUUGUGAUGUUUACAAGACAUGAGCCGGUUGGUGUCUGUGGACAGAUUACACCAUGGAAUUUCCCCCUGUUGAUGUUCAUUUGGAAAGUGGCACCAGCUCUUUGCUGUGGGAACACAGUGGUGAUUAAACCAGCAGAACAGGCACCCCUCACUGCACUUUACAUGGGAGCCUUAAUCAAAGAGGUUCCAUUUCCCCCUGGUGUGGUGAAUAUUGUCCCAGGAUAUGGACCCACUGCUGGGGCAGCUAUCGCCUAUCACAAGGACAUCGAUAAAGUUGCAUUCACUGGUUCCACUGAGGUUGGAAAGUCCAUAACUGAAGCUGCCUCCAAAAGUAACCUGAAGAGAGUGACUCUGGAGCUGGGCGGAAAGAACCCCUGCAUUGUGUUUGCUGACGCCGACUUGACCCUGGCAGUUGACUGUGCUUCACAGGGAGCUUUCUUUAACCAAGGGCAGUGUUGCACUGCUGCUGCUCGAAUAUUUGUCGAGGAGCCAAUCUACGAGGAGUUUGUUCGUCACAGUGUAGAACGGGUCAAAAGACGAGUGGUGGGUAAUCCUUUCGAUCCAAAAACUGAACAAGGACCUCAGAUUGACCAGGUUCAGUUUGAUAAAAUUAUGGAGCUAAUAGAGAGUGGCAAGAAAGAAGGAGCCAAGUUGGAGACUGGUGGCUGUGCCAUUGGAGAUGUGGGUCAUUACAUUCAGCCUACUGUGUUCUCAGAGGUGACGGACAACAUGCGCAUCGCUAGAGAGGAGAUCUUUGGACCAGUGCAAGUGAUAAUGAAGUUUAAAAGCACCGAGGAGGUUAUUAGAAGAGCCAACAAUAGUGAGUUUGGACUGACAGCCGGAGUGUUCACCAGAAGCAUCGACAAAGCUUUGACUGUGGCUUCUGCCCUUCAGUCUGGAACAGUUUGGAUUAAUUGCUAUAAUGCUCUUCAUGCUCAGGCACCAUUUGGAGGCUUCAAAAUGUCUGGAAAUGGAAGAGAACUGGGUGAAUAUGGACUGAGGGAAUACACAGAAGUGAAAACCAUCACUAUCAAAGUCUCACAGAAUAACCAUUAAACUGAUGAGAAAAAGCAAAACGGCAGAAGAGGUUCUCUGCAGAAAAGCUGAAUCAUAAAGACAAGAACACUGACAAAACCAAGUUUUCUAAUUAAAUGAAGCUCUUUAAAUUCUUAAGAAAUAAUUUCUGACUUUGCACAAAAGUAAAUAUUUUGUAUUAGUUUUAACUUAGAAUUUGUAGAUUCAAUCUAAUACACAGCAUUCUAUAAUGGUGACAGCAGGAGUCUACUCUCUGUAUUCAUGUGUAGGAUGUGGAUUAUUGACAGGUUUAAGGGUGCAGGAUGCUGGUUAUUGACAGGUUUAAGGGUGCAGGAUGCUGGUUAUUGACAGGUUUAAGGGUGAAGGAUGCUGGUUAUUGAUAGGUUUAAGGGUGCAGGAUGCUGGUUAUUGACAGGUUUAAGGGUGAAGGAUGCUGGUUAUUGACAGGUUUAAGGGUGCAGGAUGCUGGUUAUUGGCAGGUUUAAGGGUGCAGGAUGCUGGUUAUUGGCCGGUUUAAGGGUGCAGGAUUCUGAUUAUUGACAGUUUUAAAGGUGCAGGAUGCUGGUUAUUGACGGGUUUAAGGGUGAAGAAUGCUGGUUAUUGGCCAGUUUAAGGGUGCAGGACUUUGGUUAUUGACUUUGGUUAUUGACAGGUUUAGGGAUGCAGGAUGCUGGUUAUUGGCCAGUGGGCUAGUUUACGGACAUGGUUUGGAAACACGCCAGUAUUUACGGGACAAUUUUACAAAUUCACACUUUUAGCAUACAGCUUCACUCAGUGGGAGAGUGUCAGUUGUACUUGAACUCUCUAUCUGAGGAUGGCCAUCCAGUAGAUGGACACUCAAUGUGUGUUUCAAUAAUGACAUUAAUGUAGAAAAAUAUCCCAAGGUGUUUCACAAAUGGAUAACAAAAAAUCAGCUAACAAGGGUACAAAUGCAUUGUGGGCAAAGCUCAUUGCAAGGGUUGUGAAUUCGUAAAAUUAUUUUUUGUACAUAAUCAUUAAAUGUAGAAGCAAAUAUAUUUCAAACCUCCCACAUAACAAUCUUAAAGGUGAAAUGUUACAUUUAACUUGUUAAUAACGAACAAUCAUUUGGAUUCAGCGUGGGUGUGGUGGUCUCAAGUUAGCAAUUGUUAACAUCUUGAUCAUUUUUCUUCAGUUGCAGAAAAUAUUUUUAGAUUUACCACAAUUUUAUCUAGUAAAUGUCAUGCAUGUGUAUAAGGGUUUAACUGACGAUUUUCUAGUUUUUGAUGAACUCAUGAAGGUCCGUUACAAUGCCACAUUUUGCUAUAAAUUAUUGUUCGGAUUAUGAGAACUGUCUCUGUAUUUUGAUUAAAGAAAUUUUUCAUUAU
This is a messenger RNA of Carcharodon carcharias (great white shark), 2864 nucleotides long. RefSeq names its product aldehyde dehydrogenase 1 family, member A3 (gene aldh1a3). The transcript is spliced from 13 exons. Gene Ontology annotation, molecular function: aldehyde dehydrogenase (NAD+) activity. The coding region runs from base 1 to 1539 and encodes 512 amino acids. The record is from RefSeq and is a predicted model, not a curated record. NCBI's taxonomy places the organism in Eukaryota, Metazoa, Chordata, Chondrichthyes, Lamniformes, Lamnidae.